AUGGAUACAUUAGAAAUCGAAGUUGUUCCAAGAGUUGAUAAAGAAGAUAGAUUUACUAUCAAACCAUUAAAAGAAACUUUAUCAUUCGAUAAAGGUUUCUUUUUAUCAGUCAAAGCUAUUCAAAUGUUAAGAAAGAAGAGUCAAGGCAAGGUUGUAGUCAUUGGUAUUGCUGGACCUUCAGGUGCCGGUAAAACAAGUUUAGCACAAAAAAUUGUAUCAGUAUUACCAAAAUCAUGUUUAAUUUCAUUGGAUAAUUAUUUAGAUAGUUCAAGACAAAUUAUUGAAGAGAAUUAUGAUGAUUAUAGAUUAGUCGAUUUUGAAUUAUUAAGAAAUAAUAUUAGUGAUUUAAUUAGUAACAAGUCUACAGAUUUACCAUUGUAUGAUUUCACAAAGAGUGGCAGAUAUGCAUAUAAAAAAGUCCAACCUCCAGAAUCCAAGGUAUUGUUAAUCGAGGGUAUCUAUGCAUUACAUGAAGAGAUCCGUCAUUUAUUAGAUAUGCGUAUUUCAAUUUCAGGUGGUGUUCAUUUCGAUUUAAUUAAAAGAAUUUUCAGAGACGUUCAUAGAACUGGUCAACAACCACACGAAUCACUUCAACAAAUUACAGAUACUGUUUAUCCAAUGUACAAAGCUUUUAUCGAACCAGAUCUUCAAUUGGCAGAGAUUCAAAUCGUCAACAAGUUUAAUCCAUUUGGUGGCUUAUUAAAUCCAAUUUACAUUUUAAAGUCCCUCAAGAAUGUCACUGUAGAACAAAUUCACUCUGUUUUAAAUAAAUCAACUAUCCAACAACAUACAGCUCGUUACUAUGAUAUCUAUUUAAUCCCACCAAACACUACCUUUAGUCAAACCUCUUCAUGUGAUUGGAUUCGUGUUAGAAAUUAUGAUGGUCAAUAUAGCAUUAUGUUUAGUGAAGAGAUUAAAGAAGGUCCAUUCAUUAUCUCACCUCGUGUAGAUUUUGUUGUCGGUGUAAAUAUGUUGGGUGGUUUAAUGUCAUUAGGUUAUCAAAUGGUUGCUAUUAUUCACAGAAAGUCAACAAUUUUUAAGGAUGGUAAAAUCAUUAUCUCUUAUGAUGAAUUAGAAGAGUUGGGUCAAACAUAUGUUCAAAUUAAAGGUUUUGAUGCUAAUAGUGUCCAAGAUGCUGGUAAAAAGUUAGGUUUAGAAGAUAAUUAUAUUCAAAAAUCUUAUAUCGAAUUAUAUCAAGAUAAAUACAAAAAAUCUUUAAAUAACAUAACAAAUGGUAUUGGUGCAAUUAAAGAUGAAAAUAAUAAUAAUUUAUCUUUAUCCACUUUUAUUAACUCCAAAUUAUAA
Dictyostelium purpureum is the source of this 1305-nucleotide messenger RNA. RefSeq names its product uridine kinase. The record is from RefSeq and is a predicted model, not a curated record. NCBI's taxonomy places the organism in Eukaryota, Evosea, Eumycetozoa, Dictyosteliales, Dictyosteliaceae. Gene Ontology annotation, cellular component: cytoplasm. The coding region runs from base 1 to 1305 and encodes 434 amino acids. Gene Ontology annotation, molecular function: kinase activity; ATP binding. The transcript is spliced from 3 exons.